Monomorium pharaonis (pharaoh ant) is the source of this 2529-nucleotide messenger RNA. RefSeq lists its product as uncharacterized. The transcript has 6 exons. The record is from RefSeq and is a predicted model, not a curated record. Lineage: Eukaryota; Metazoa; Arthropoda; Insecta; Hymenoptera; Formicidae. Bases 38 to 1426 code for a protein of 462 amino acids.
AAAUUACAUCACGAACAACAAAGUCAGAGACUUUCUGAUGAGAAUGGAACAAAUUAGAAGACAUAAGACAAAGUACACUUCGCCAAAUACAUUUACGUGGUCUGCUAAUCAAACCACUAACGCUAGAGUCCCGCCUGAUGCAUAUUGGAAAUAUACUCAAAGAAGCAAUCAAGAUGCCACUGAUAAAAAUACCAGACGUCAUCAAAGUCCUAUGCCAGACUCAACGGUGAGCUAUUAUUCUUCUGCAAAUUCUUACAAGCCUUCUAAAUAUAACGCUUAUCCAUGUUCGACGCAUCCGAAAGAUCCAUCUGCUCUUUAUACAGAAGUACCACAGCGAUACCAACAAAUUACUACAAAAUCUAAUAGAAAUAAAGAUCAUAUUAAUAACGUUGCUGUUAUAAAUAAAGAUCGAUACAAGACUCAACAAGAAGAUGAAAAUAAUAUAGACUAUAAUGACGAAGAACUAGGAAAUUUUACAGAAGAUAACUUAGAAGAAGAUACUGAAGUGGAAGCAAAGAAUGAUCGGUCCCUUCGAAGCAGCAAAAGAGUCGACGAGUCUACCAAUAAGGAUUAUAAUGAACAGGAAGCAGACGAUGAAAUAGAUGAAGAAUCUGAUGCACCUACUGAAACAGAAGCAAUGCAACGCAAUUCAGUUAAAAAAGAAGCAUUACAGCGAGCACAACGAAUGCGACUGAUUAAUCAAUUACAAGAUCCACAUAAAAUUCGUUAUCCUCAGCAAUCUCCAAAACAGUAUCAGGCUUAUUAUUCACCAACAAGGUAUUAUCACAACACACCUGAUCAUGAAACGUUGUCGGAAGAAGAUAUGUACACGGUUCAAGCAUUGAAAAAUCCCCCACGAAGAUCAUUAAUGGGUUAUCCUCAAAAUUGGAUUCCACAAAGAAAUGCAACAGAUCGAUAUGACACCUUGCUAACUCAGCCGUGUCGUCGAGCAUGGACGAGACCAGAAGCAAAGUCUUUUACGGAAGCAGAACUUACUGAUAGGAAAAAGUGUAGCCGUUGUGGUAAUAUCUCAACCAAGAAAUUAUCAACUUCGAGAAGGGACAAUAGGUUCCAGGAUAAUCCUAAUUUCUCGACUAAGACGCACUUUGGCAAUGAUGCGAAGAUACUUGAUCAAUCCUGGUGCGGCCAUUGUAAACCGAAUCAUCAUUUUGAAAGAAAUAUGGGGCAUUAUGAAAUUCCAACACCGGCUUUGUAUUCGAUGAAAUCACGACGUUCCAGAGAUACUAAUAUACCAAUGCAUGAAACGUUAGAGAAAAAACAUCCAGUAGACGAGAUAUCGCACGAGUUCGCACGGAUGUCGUCCGGAUAUACCAAAGAUACGCCAAACACUUUAUAUGACAGAACUAGACAUUCUGUGCCAACAACACAACCCGCAAAUAGAAUAUCUGCUCGUUACAAUACUUAAAUAUUCUUUUUUAAUUUUGUCACUUUUAUAAGCCAAUGUAAGAGAUCAAGAAAAUUAGUAAAUUAUAGAUAAAAUAUAAAUAAAUUUUCUUUCUAUUUAAAUUAUUUUUAAAAAAUAUAACAUUGUUAGAACAUAAUAAAACUUGUUCUUUGUCUACACUUUUUACAGUAAACCUUUUAAAACAACUUUGAAAAAUAACACUGUGUGUUAUAAUAUGAAAUUUUCUGAUUAUAUUAAAAAGAAUGAUCUUAUUAUCUUUUGUGAGAGCAAAAAGGUAUUUACAAACAAAAAAUUUUUAAAUUAAAUUGCGACUUUUAGAUUGUCCUUUACAGAAUAGCAUUAGAUUCUGUAAAUGAUGAUAAAUCUGAUAAAAUAUAAAAUGAUCGAGAAUUGAGAGAUAUGAUGAAACAAGAAAUAACAUUGUACUUCAUAACAAUCACAAAUGCUACAACAAUACCUUUAUUCUAGUUUCCUUCUACCAUUUGUCUAACAUAUAUUUUUGUAACUGUCUUUCAAAUCGUGUAGAUGUAUUCUGUGUAGUGUAAUUAAAAAGUUAUGCCACAAGGGCAUAAAAAAAUUAGUUUCGCAAUGUACAUACAAAUUAAAUAAAACUGAUAGAGUUGAUGAAGCGAUUUAAUAUUCUUUUUCUCAUUGUAAUUUUACAAAGAUAAACGUCACUUUAUGUCUUUUGGCACUGGCGCACAAAAUCUACUGUAAAUAUGUGAUACUAUUAUAUAAUUAAUUAUAUGAUAGACGUACGCGUACAUGUUAAACAGAGAAUAAACUCUCAAUCUGUACAUUAAACAUAAAUGGUUUAAUUAAUCCCAAAUUAAUAUCCAUACCUAAAUUUAUGUUAUUUUUUAUAAUUAUUUGAUAUAUCUUUAUAUUUGAUAUUGAUUUUUUUUACAAAUGGUGUAAGAUAAAAUUACAACACAACAAGUAUUAUUCAAUAAUAAUUUAAUAUUGUCAAAAAAAUUAAAUUAGACAAAUAUAUAUUUAUAAUAAAAUAUAUGUGACUACGAAAUGUGUAGUAAUAAUGUAACUGAGAGAAGAAUCAUCUAUAUCUUGUAUGAGUUUUGAAGUAAUUUUUGCUCCGCUCAAAA